Molecule: messenger RNA, 1862 nt
Organism: Lethenteron reissneri (Far Eastern brook lamprey)
Lineage: Eukaryota; Metazoa; Chordata; Hyperoartia; Petromyzontiformes; Petromyzontidae
Gene: C44H8orf33
Product: chromosome 44 C8orf33 homolog
Source: RefSeq, a predicted model, not a curated record
UGUGCGAGUACAAUAAUGUCAAUAUCCUCCUCAUCAUCAUCAUCGUCGUCGUCGGCAGCGUCUCGAGGUGGUGAGGAGCCGUCGAGGCCGACUGAAGGGUUCACGAGCAGCGAGAGGAGGGAGGGGGAAACUCCCUCUGAGUUGGCAUCCCCCAGUCGCAGUGCCGGUGGCCGCCGCCGCCGCCGCCUCCUCCCCCGCGGCUCCCGCCGUGCCGAGUGCGGCCCGCCGAGAGAGAGAGAGACGCGGGCAGAAGAGCAAGAGGAGGAGGAGGCCGUGGUGCAAGAGGUGGAGGCCGUGGUGCAAGAGGUGGAUGAAGAAGCAGGAGACGUCUUCUCUCAGGUAGGAGAGAGCAUCUGUGCGGCUGGAGAGAGAGAGAGAAGCAUGUCAGCCCAGACUGACCCCACACAGCCAGCAACUUCCAGCAAAGCCACCGCGGCGGAGCCCUCGGUGCCAGGGCGGGCAGCGGAGUCAACCGUGGUAAUCGGAGGAGGAGGAGGAGAAGAAGGAAGGGAGGCUCCGGCAGUGGGGCCGGAGGAGGAUGUGAGACCGAGCGAUGUUGAUGGCGCAAGUGGGCUCACCAAGUCGCAGCUGAAGAGGCAGCGGAAGAAGCAGAAACAGGCCACCAAGGGAAGCGCUCCAGCGGCCGCUGAGAACGCGGACGGGAAGGAUGCGGGCGGCCACAGCGGCAGCUCGCCUGCCCUUCCCAUCGCCAAGAUGGAACGUGUGCCAGUGCAGCAACCUCCGUCAUCCCAGUUUGAGUUGGAGCUCGAUUGGUGCCGAGAGCAGCUGCAGCUGGGCCUGCACACGCGCAAGGCCUCGCCCAAACAAGCGGAGGAGGCGGCGCGAGCGCUGCGCGUGCUGAGCAGCUCGAAGGCACCGACGGUGAAGAAGCGGCAGGUCAUGCAGGCUGUGUUCGGUGACUACCGCAAGAAGAUGGCAAGCGACAGGGCCAGGCACAUCCGGAGCAUGGAGACUGCCAUGAAGACCAUGAAGCUGGUGCCGGUGCCGGCGAAGCCUAAGAGCGUGUUCUACAAGGCUUGCGUCAGCAAGGAGUGCCGCAACAGGCUCCACUCGGCCGGAGAGAACGCGUCCGCAGGCAACGUGCCGGCCUCCACGGGGGCCACGGUGGAGGCCAGCGCCACUCAUGCGGAGGUCCUCUCCGACGCUUGGCUCGCGAGCAUCGGGGCGCCGUCCGCCAGCACCGCCGCUGCCGUAGCCACGACUGCACGCCCAAACGGUUUCCGUUGCGCCGCACAAGAGUUUAAAUUCAACUUUUUUGAUGCGUCGGAGAGCUGAUCUUUGACGGUGAGUGUCAAGGAGGGUCGAGACAGGUCACCUCUUCAUUACCCUCUCCCAGUCUCUUUCAUCUGCCAGAUCCCGCAAUUGGGCACCAACAGGUACAUCUGCUCUCCAAAUGGUUUUACAGGCUUUCCCCCUGGCAGGCUGUGGCUUCUUUGCCUUCAUUGCUGGCCUCUUGGUGUGAGACUGCAAAUUGUCUGUUUCCAUAACAACCUGUCCUCCCUAUAAUUUGAACUGAAUUACGCUCACAGCGAGCUCUGCUGACACAUUCUCUCCUGAACUUUCAACUCCCUCACUCUGCCGCGAACCUCUUAGAAUCCCCGGCACGCUCAAAGGGGCCACAUUAUUUUUUCCAGUUGCUUUUAUCUCAUCCAGUUUUCUCGCUUGUAUUGUAACACAGCCAUCACUUUAGGCUGUACUCAUGCCGCAAUAUCCCCAUCAAUUAAAUCGGAAUACUUUGUAAAACGACUGCAGUGGUGUGGAUACAUGCAUGUAUGUUGAACUUCUUUUUUACCGUACGUCGCCAACCGUAAUAAACGGAGGUGUGAGGGAAGAACAACAAA